AUGGCCGAAGGAGAUGCACGUAAUCUUUUCCAGUUUCUGAAAAGCGAUGUUUCUACAGAUGAAAAAACAUCCCAAUUGGACGUUUUACGCUCAUUUUUCAACAAAAACAAUAUUCCUAAUGAAGAUCUACCUAUCUACAUAGAGUGCUUCAAAGCUUCUCUUGCAACCGUAAAUCCUUUGAUUCUUCGGUGUGCAAUUUCAUGUUAUGAAACAUUCCUUCGAAGACUUCGGGCGCAAUGUCCCUCAUGGGUUAAAUUUCGUGUUCCACUUUUAAAAAAUCUUGUACUUGACCAUCUAGCUUCCCGAGAUCUUAGUAAACGCAUUCUCACGAUUCUGCUAGAGCUUUGGCAAUUUAAUCCUGUAGAAAUUGAAAAAAGUUUGCACCAUGCCUUGUCAACCAACAAAAACGCCGAGAUCCGUAUACAAGCUCUAAAAUGGUUUGCGUUAGCCCAUCGUUCAGAUUUAUCCUUUGACCUUAAAGCUCUUCGCCCUUUUCUAUUCGCCAAUUUGGAGCAUGCGGAUCCUUCUCUUCGAGAAGAUACAAAAGAGUUAUUGGUUCUCCUUCACAAGGAUUGUUCGCCUUCUACAAAGGCCCACCUUCUUCGAGAACUUGAGUCGCAUCAAGGUCUUCGAAAGGAUUUGCUUCAAUUUUUUUCUAAAAACUUAUCCCCCCAAUCCACAGAUGAUUCUUCAUCUCUUUCUCACACAGGUUCCCUAUCUCUACCUUCCACUUUGCCCAUUAUUUCUUCCUUUUAUCCUGCUGUCGAGUUAGAAAAAGUCGAUCCUUUGUACGUGAAUUUCCCAAAGCAACUCGAACAAGACGUUGCUGCUAUGCUUUCUUCAUUUGAAGGACGUGAAACUGAACAAAACUGGUCUCUGCGUCAAUCCAAUAUCUUACAAAUUCGUCGAUACCUGCGUGGAAAUGCCCCGGAUCAGUAUUUACCCGAACUCCUGUCUGUUUUGAAGUCGCUUCUUCGUGGUAUCCUUGUUGGUUUUAUGUCAUUGCGUACCACGCUUAGCUAUUCCACGAUACAACUCCUCAAAGAAAUGGCUUUUAUACUUAAAAGCCAUAUGGAUGGAUAUCUUGAUGCUAUCUUGCCAAAUCUUUUGAAGAUGUGCUCUGUCACCAAGAGGAUUGUGUCUCAGGCUGCUAACGUUACCUUUGCUUCCAUCCUCUCUUUAUGUGGUCCUCUAUCAAGAACUUUGCAAUACGUUUCACUUGCUGCUAACGACACUAAUGCUCAGCUUCGCGUUUUUGCUAGCGGCUGGAUAUCUUUACUGCUUGCUUUGUAUCCGGUUGCAAAAUCACAUAUCAAAAUAUCUGUUAAUCAAAGUUUGUUUGAAAAAAUCAUAUGCAAAGGAAUAACAGACUCUAAUUCACAAGUCCGCGAGUCUUAUCGAAAAUCUUUUUGGAAAUUUGUUGAGUACUUUCCAAAUAGCAAGGAAGAGCUUCUCAAAACAUUUGAACCUUCUGCUAUCAAACAAUUAGAGCUUGCAAACCCUAAUCGGAAUCAACAACUUCCUCCUUCAUCUAUGCCAGGACCAAAGAGAGCGCCCGUAAAGUCAAUGACACCUAGUAUCCGUCCUGAGGUCAAAACCCCAAAAGACGAAAUUCCCUUUACACCACCUGUCCCUCAACGAAAGCUAGGGUUACCCCAACGAAUGGUGGCACCAACUCGGGAGAGAGCAGAAUCACAAUCGAAGAGUAGUUCCGCAGUAAGUACACCCUCCAGCUCAAAUGCAGGAUUAAGCCAUCCUUCGUCUUCUGCCACUCCUCAAAGUUCUAAAAAACAAACCGCUUCAAAUUUACGUGAAAGCUCAGAAACCAGCUCCUUUGAAAAACUGAAAAAUUUACAAAAAGACUGCGAAUUUAAACAAGCUAACGAUUCUUUCUUCCCUCAAUCAUUUACUUCUUACGUGCCAUUUUUAACACAUACACUUUUUCACGGUACUCCGCUUCUUUAUUCCAUUUUAUAUACACCAGCUUUGAUUGAACUUUUGUGCCAUUGUAUCGAUACCCAGUCCUUUCUUUCUCAAUUCCUCCUUUCAAUCUAUGAUUUAUCCAAUGCCGGUAACACCUUUGCUUUGACCUCAUUUCCUUAUCUUAAAAGUCGUCAUCCUCCUAAUAAGUAUUUCUUUAUUCUUUUUGAUUUGCUUAUGGAAAUAUCUAGUAUGGCGCCUUCUCACAAAAACCUCUCUUUCAAUACAAAUCAAAAACGAAUUGUAAUUCACGGUUGUUUAUUGUGGAUGAAAGAGAUAUUGGAAGGUGAGUUACAGUACAUAAGGCAUACGAAUAGCAACUCGUCCCCCUCUUCCGAUUUUAGUCUUGAGCAGCUGAAACUUUGCUCCUCUAAAAUCAUUCCUAUGAUCACAAAAACUCGGUUGACAUCCAAAAACUGGUUGCCUUUAAGUGGUUUACUCUACGCAUUCAACUCCUUUGAUCCCGACGGGUUUGACAUGCUGCUUGCAGGGAUGGACAAGGAAUCUAAAACAAAACUUCUCCAUUCUUGGGCAUACCAAGAUGAAUUCAAGAAGAGCAACGAAAGCAGCAUGACGAGCUUACCAAAUCAAGUUACUGGAGACUCCAUAAAGAAAAAUAAUGAUGCCGAGGGUGAUAUUCCAAAGGAUAUGAUGAUUUCCCCUUCAAAGGAGGCUUUCAAAGGUACUUCCAAUUUAACGGUUCCUGUAGAAAACAUCAUUCAUGAGCCCCAAGAUGUGGAUAUCCUUAGUAACUCUCCUUCAAAAGACCACUUUAAUGCUGAUAAUCAAUCUGCUUCUUUCACUUCCGACUUGGCUUAUGAUGUUGCUAAUGAUUCAUUGAGUUCUUCACAGCCAGUUAAAGCUGAACAAGUGGAGAGGGAAAAUGAGGUUGAACCUAAUUCUUUGUUUUGGGGUCAAGGUCAAACAAAAGGAGAUGACAACAAAAUUCUGGAAGAUAAGAGUAUGAUCGAACAUACCGAACAUGUAGAUCAGCUUGAGCAACAGCCGCCCCUUGAUUUAAGUAAAAGAAAAGAUAACAUUUGGGUUUAUGAUGCUUCAGAGUUUUCCCCAAGGAAGGAUGAACUGUUAAAGCAACAAGACAAGUCUUCUCCGAGUUUUAUAGAAACCGAAAAGACUGUAUCUGCACCUGCACCGUCAAUGAAUGUUCUGACCGAUAAGUCGAAUACAAUGAACUCAAACAAUGUUAAUGGGACUGGAAAGGGGAAGGCAGAAGAAAAGACUACGAGCGUUUUGAUGACUGGGCACCCAUUUACAAAAGAAAAUUAUGGUGCUGAACAACUCAUGAAAGAUUCGGAAAUGAAUAUACAAGUUUCACAGGACAAACAUAUUCCAUCAGAGGAAGAGCUAUCAAUAAUCUCUACGCAAGUAUCUAAAUACUCAGAUGAAAAACAAAGGAGUGAAGGUUUUAUUAAAGAAAGCAACAACAAUGAAGAUGUUCGCGAACCUGCAAACCAAACCUUAGAACAACAAAAUACUCCGGGGGAUGAUAUUAGUUUGAGUUUUUCAGAACUUAAGGUCCCUGUUUCUGAUCCUACAGUAUCUUCUCCUAUGUCAGAUGUAUCAAGAUCGCUCACUGAAGAAACAAUCGUCGGUGAUCUACCACAACCGCUUUCACCAUCAGUGAUAAGUAAUUCUAGAAAAGAAAGUUUGGCUGAGUUGCCGAAUGUCGAAAGGCUUAAAGUUGAGGAGUUUGCUGCAGGUGCUACUAACUCUAAGCCAAAUGUAGUGCCUCAUAAUAAAUGGUUACAGAAUCGAAUGAAAAAGUUAGAAAAGGGGUCCUCUAAGAUAAGGAAUAUGGAUCUAAAAAAGAUAUCGCAAUAUUGUACUAAUACAAUUGAGGCUUUCAAGGAUGGUAGCAUUUCCAGCAAGCUAAUAAAAAUUUGCCUGUCUAUCUGCAAGGAAGCCCCUUCUGCUUUAAAGGAGCAUACGGAUCUUUUCUCUUCCCUUCUUGAAUUUAUUAAAAUUGAAAAUCAAAACGUGCAUGUUUCCGACAGUUUACUGCUCUUACAUGUAUAUAUCGUCCAAAGAUAUCAAACAAUUGAAGACAAUCAAUACGAGUGCACUUUUUCCAUAAUCUUAGAGAAGGGAGAACAACAAAGAGACGAUCCUAUAAUCAUGGCAGCUGUAGAGGAUCUAGUUUCAGUGAUUGCAAAUGUGUGGAGAGCAGAGAAAUCAGUGAUAUUUAUUCAUGACAUGCUACUUCAAAGGCAAAUAUCUGAAAAAAAGAUGGCUUUAUGCUUAUUAUUUUUUUCUGAAUUCCUUAAGCGAUUUAACGAUUUUACGCAUCCACUGAUGGAAAGGUUAAUAAAAGAAGUUGUCAUUAAAUAUAUUGAGCACCCUGACGCGGAAAUUAGAAGGGCGACAUUUAAUACUUGUCUGGUCGUUAAUUCGGUUGUUCAAAGUGAGGAAAAAACAAUGUCAAUCCUUGGAGACUUAACAGAGGGACAAAAAAAUUUACUUUCACACGUAUGGAAAAUGAACGGGUAA
Schizosaccharomyces osmophilus is the source of this 4488-nucleotide messenger RNA. It is a transcript of the gene peg1, whose product is annotated as CLASP family microtubule-associated protein. Gene Ontology annotation, cellular component: spindle microtubule; mitotic spindle midzone; microtubule organizing center. Gene Ontology annotation, biological process: mitotic spindle assembly; astral microtubule depolymerization. The record is from RefSeq and is a predicted model, not a curated record. Gene Ontology annotation, molecular function: microtubule binding. The transcript is spliced from 3 exons. Lineage: Eukaryota; Fungi; Ascomycota; Schizosaccharomycetes; Schizosaccharomycetales; Schizosaccharomycetaceae. Bases 1 to 4488 code for a protein of 1495 amino acids.